GGCGCGGCGGACCAAUAGCGCGAGGGCUGCGCAGCGCGAGCCCAGGGGCCCCCCAAGAUGGCGACGCCAACGCAAGGAGCCGCGCAGCAGCCCGAGGUGGUGAAGGGGCAGGUCUUCGACGUGGGCCCCCGCUACACGAGCCUCAGUUACAUCGGCGAGGGCGCCUACGGCAUGGUCUGUGCUGCCUUCGACAAUGUAAAGCUGGUUCGAGUGGCCAUCAAGAAGAUCAGCCCUUUUGAGCACCAGACAUAUUGCCAACGUACCUUGCGCGAGAUAAAAAUUCUGCUGAGAUUUAAGCACGAAAAUAUCAUCGGCAUCAACGACAUCCUUCGGGCAUCGACUAUUGAUCAAAUGAAAGAUGUCUACAUAGUUCAAGAUCUGAUGGAAACGGACCUCUACAAACUUUUAAAGGGGCAGCAGCUAAGCAAUGACCACAUCUGUUACUUCCUCUACCAGAUCCUGCGUGGCCUCAAAUACAUCCAUUCAGCUAAUGUUUUGCACCGUGACCUGAAGCCAUCCAACCUUCUCCUCAACACCACCUGUGACCUCAAAAUCUGUGAUUUUGGCUUGGCUCGAGUAGCAGACCCAGACCAUGACCAUACAGGUUUCUUGACCGAAUAUGUGGCCACGCGUUGGUACCGUGCUCCUGAAAUAAUGCUGAACUCCAAAGGAUAUACAAAAUCCAUCGACAUCUGGUCCGUGGGCUGCAUCUUGGCAGAAAUGUUGUCCAACAGACCUUUGUUCCCUGGGAAGCAUUAUCUCGACCAGCUCAACCACAUCCUAGGAAUUCUCGGUUCACCUUCUCAAGAGGACCUGGACUGCAUCAUCAACAUGAAGGCCAGGAAUUACCUGCAGUCUCUCCCUCCGAAAGCCAAAGUGCCUUGGAACAGGCUCUUUCCGAAAGCGGAUUCCAAGGCUUUGGAUCUGCUGGACAAGAUGCUCACCUUCAACCCCCAUAGGCGCAUCACCGUGGAAGAGGCCUUGGCUCAUCCGUAUCUGGAGCAGUACUAUGACCCUUCUGAUGAGCCUGUAGCAGAGGAGCCGUUCAGAUUUGACAUGGAACUGGAUGAUCUCCCCAAGGAGCGGCUCAAAGAGAUGAUCUUUGAGGAGACUGCACGCUUCCAGCCAGGAUUUCAGCAGGCGUGAUCCUCUCUGCCACCCCUGCCUGCUUUGCUCUUAUGCGUCUGGUGCCUGACGACUCCAGAUAUAGCUGAAAAAACAUGUACACCGCCUAACAAAGAUAUUUAAUGUCCUGCCUGGUGUCUGCAAUUUGUGAGGCCAUCCCACAGUUUCUCACAAGAGACCAGAUUCAUCCUACUCCCACAAAAGGGAUUCAGCAAAAAAAAAAAUCUGUUUUAACCUGUAAACUUUGUGCUGGGUUUUUGUGAGCAAGACACAAUUUCCUCCCCCCCCCCCCCAUGUUAACUUGGCCUUUUAUUUUUUGUGAGCUUGUUUUUUUGUAUAAAGUGGCUUUUGUAUUUGCUUGGUGCAGACUUGUUACAUUUGGUAUUUCGUGUGAAAAAAAAAUAUGGAUGAAUUUGUUUCCUACAAGUGCGGACGUUCACAUUUUGUGCCAGACUUGAGUCUUGGCAUAUAAUGGCUUUUGUUUGCCAAUACAUAUUUUAGGACUGGUUCAGACUGUCAUUUUCGUAGUGUUUGCAAAGCCAUUUGAAUUCCUGUAAUGUAGGAUGGCCUUCAUUAUUACACUUGAUUGUUGUGAUUUUAGCAGACAAGCUUGUCAAUAAUGUUAUUUAGGGAGCUUUGCUUUAGAUGCAGGUUAAAUCUGGUUAAUAGGCCUGUACGAAAUAUUGUGUUUAAAUGUACAUUAACUGAUUUGGGUAAGCCUUGGAUGAACUUUUAUUAUUAUUGAUGUUAUAUUAUUUUAUUGUUAACGUUGUUGCAAUGAAAACCCACUGUUAAAACUAAAAAAACUGUAAAAUUUGGUAAAUAUUAGGUUAACCAAAAUGUUUAAACCAACUAUAGUGUUCCCUUUUAAUACUGCUAAAUAAAGUAAUUGAUUUGGGAAGAUGCUGUUGGAAGAAAUUAAGCACUUGUACUUUUGAACAUUGAAAGUUAUCUUUUCCAUAAUUAUUUAAAAAGUUAACAGUUGUCCACUGUUUUCAAGAAUGAAUACUUAACUUCACUCAGUGUUCUUUAUGCAGGUGUACCCCUUUCCCAUACACAAAUUAAAAUACUAUGCCAAUGCAUAUGCGCCAUUCACAUGGUAUGUAUGCCACACCAUUUACCAAGUGUUUCAGUUAGGUACUGCACAAUUUGAAGAACUGUCACAAUAUGGUGUAAUGAAGUGGGUCAAAUGUGUUUAAUUUGUCUAUGCUUUUUUGGUUUUUGAAACUAUAAUAUAGUGGCCAUUCACUUAUAAAUUUGUAUUCUAUUGCUGGUGUGUUAAGCAAGUACAUAAUCUUGAUCCGUUGUGUUGUGUAAAACAUUCAAGACAUGAUUCUUAAACAUGCAUACAUUGGUUUCACAUGAAUAUGUACCUAAAGCAACCGAGGUUAUUCUAAAUUAUAAUUGGUGUUUAGUGCAGGCUGCUAACAUUGGAACAAACGGUUUUUCAUUACUCAUGAGAACAUAACAUUUUAAUUAACACAACAUUACAUUUGGUGUUUGCCUUAUUCAUUGUGCUUGUGUUUUGUGUUGUCACAGCUGGCACCAUUACAGUGAAGUAUCGUACGCUUUUUCGAUUAAACAUUUGAAUUGAUGAAGAGAUUACUUUUAUGGAUUAUGAAUAAGCUUUGUCUAGGCUAGGUACAAGAUAUAAUGUGAUAACUAUCAACUUCAGCAAAAAAUAAGGGAAACGAUUAAUCCAGGACAAUAGUGUGCUUUACAUUGUACUUUUUGAUGAAUUCUGUCUGUGUAUAAAGUAAGCAUUAAACCACAAGAUAACGUAUCGCUUUUGUUUUUGAGUUUCAAUUUUUAAUUGUCCCUAUUCAGCGCUGUUCCAGGUGGGUUAUUUGGAGAACUGGUUAUACAUUCAAGUUGAAAUAACAUGCUUUUACAUUGUUCAUGGCUGUUUUCCCCCCCCAGGAUCCUUAUUUAAACAAAAAAAAACAUUUUAGAUGAAUUUAUUGUGUCCACCAUGGUAAAAAUGUUACAGCAUAAUAGUUGAACAUUUUUUAUGACGCAACGUUUUUGAGCUUUUAGGCAUUGGAUUGUGAGCAUGCACCCAUGUCUACUGCGACUGCCAUUUGAAGUUUUUUGUGUUUUUAUUGUCCUGACGGCCUCGUGGAAUGGCCUUGAAAAGUGGUUGAAGAUUCGAUAUCAUUUGUAAAAGCCUAAUGUGCAUCUAAAUCUUGUUUACGUAACCGUUCUAACCUUGUAUGUCAGACUGUUAACCACAACUUCAGUAUUGAAAACCAAGAUAACUGUUUAGCGAUUUUAAUGGUGAUGCAGAAAUAUUAACGUUUGCUGUUGACUUGCUAAUAUAGGAUAUUGGGCAUUGCAACAGUAGAUGGGAGCAGGUGAUAUAUGGACAGGCCUGGGUUAUUUAAGAAUGUAAAACAGUUGUGGGAAGACGAUCAGGAUAUUUUUCUCACUGCAGUGUGUAUAAACUAAAUCCAUGUUUAAACCUAAAGGACCAUGUCAACGUAUGAAUGUAGUACAGCGUACUCUGCCUUAACCUAGAAAGUUGAUGUCUGUGGUGACGCAAAGUCUUUGACUUGUGUAUAUGGCAAUGCUUUUGCUCUAACUGUAUAUGUCCAGCCCAUUGAAGCUGGCUUGGAUAUAGGUCUGUGAUUUGCAUGCAGUAUAAAUAAACUCUGUUAAAAGCCA
This is a messenger RNA of Lethenteron reissneri (Far Eastern brook lamprey), 3789 nucleotides long. RefSeq names its product mitogen-activated protein kinase 1 (gene MAPK1). Gene Ontology annotation, biological process: protein phosphorylation. The record is from RefSeq and is a predicted model, not a curated record. Gene Ontology annotation, molecular function: ATP binding; MAP kinase activity. Lineage: Eukaryota; Metazoa; Chordata; Hyperoartia; Petromyzontiformes; Petromyzontidae.